AUGUCCACCGACAUCCCCUCACACCUCGACCCAACAACCUACCCACGCACCACGCAAGACCCAACCCUCAACAUCCACAUCUCCCUAACCUACAACUUCCUGGACGCCAGCGCCGCUCUGGCCCGAAUCUCGUCCCCCUCGGCCGGCGCAAACGUCCUCUUCCUCGGCACCACGCGCGACACCUUCGAAGACCGCCCCGUCUCGCAACUAAGCUAUACCGCGUACCCGCCGCUCGCGCUGAAGACGCUCGACAAGAUCGCGCACGACGCGGUCGAGAAAUAUAAGUUGACGGGGAUCGUGAUUGCGCAUCGUCUGGGCACGGUGCCGAUCUCUGAGGCGUCGAUCGUUGUUGCGGUUAGUGCGGGUCAUCGCGGGGCGGCGUGGAGGGCUGGCGAGGAGGUGUUGGAGCUGUGUAAGGAGAAGGCGGAGAUUUGGAAAAUGGAGGAGUUUGUGGAUGGGGAGAAGGAGUGGAGGGCGAAUCGGGAUAGAGACGCUGAGGGGAGGAAGGUUGGUGGUGAUGGGGAGUGA
Aspergillus melleus is the source of this 528-nucleotide messenger RNA. Its product is annotated as molybdopterin synthase catalytic subunit. Gene Ontology annotation, biological process: Mo-molybdopterin cofactor biosynthetic process. The transcript has a single exon. Gene Ontology annotation, cellular component: cytosol. Bases 1 to 528 code for a protein of 175 amino acids. The record is from RefSeq and is a predicted model, not a curated record. Gene Ontology annotation, molecular function: molybdopterin synthase activity. Lineage: Eukaryota; Fungi; Ascomycota; Eurotiomycetes; Eurotiales; Aspergillaceae.